Messenger RNA from Cladophialophora immunda, 888 nucleotides. RefSeq lists its product as uncharacterized. Gene Ontology annotation, molecular function: saccharopine dehydrogenase activity. The coding region runs from base 1 to 888 and encodes 295 amino acids. The transcript is spliced from 3 exons. Gene Ontology annotation, cellular component: cytoplasm. Lineage: Eukaryota; Fungi; Ascomycota; Eurotiomycetes; Chaetothyriales; Herpotrichiellaceae. The record is from RefSeq and is a predicted model, not a curated record.
AUGUCGACUGUGCAGAUCCUGAUUCUCGGCAGCGGUGCUGUAGCAGGGCCAUGUGUCGACUAUCUGCUGCGAAACCCGCGGAACAAACUCGUCAUUGGUUGCCGUAACCUGGAGACCGGAACAGCGGUAGCGGCUGGUCGUGAUAAUAUCCAGGCGGUCCAAAUCGACGUCGAAGAUCUGACAGAGUUGGAUCGAAGGGUUGCGGCCAGCGACCUUGUAAUUUCGCUCGUUCCUUAUGCGCAUCACGCCAAUGUGAUCUUGGCCGCGAUCAAAGGCAAGACGAAUGUGGUGACAACAAGCUAUACUUCUCCAGCCAUGCGAGAACUCGAAACCGACAUCAAAAAUGCCGGAAUCACCGUGCUGAAUGAGGUGGGCGUGGACCCAGGCGUCGACCAUCUGUAUGCCAUCAAGAUGAUCUCUGAAGUGCAUUCCAAAGGUGGAAAGAUCAGGGAGUUUCACUCUUACUGUGGCGGAUUGGCCAUGCCGGAGGUGUCUAAUAACCCUCUGAGGUUCAAAUUUUCUUGGUCACCCAGAGGUGCUCUGCUGAGCCAGUACAACCCGGCCAUUUUCCUCCAGAACAACAAAGUGGUCGAAAUUUCACGGGAUGACCUGAUGGACCACGCCCAGCCACGUUUUGUCGGCGAGGGUUACUCUUUUGUAGCCUACCCCAACCGAGAUUCCACUCCUUUUCGAGACUUCUAUGGCAUCCCGGAGGCACACACCGUUGUGCGAGGAUCGUUGCGCUACGAGGGCAAUCCGGAGCUCUUCCGUGCACUGGUCAAGCUAGGUUGGCUGGACACCGAGCCCAGCGAAUGCCUUCAGCAGGGAUCGACUUGGGCCCAGAUCCAAAGCCGUCUGAUUCGGGCUGCGGGCUCGGACGAGAGGUAA